CCUGGUGAUCUGGGCACUUUCUCCUUCAUGUCACUGACCUGCCAGGAGCCGCUUUAGGACGUGGAUCCCAAAGGAGCAAGAGGGACCAGGAAGCGCUGCUGAUCCUCACAGACCCCUUUGCCUGCUGCUGCUCCACAGAGAACAGGGAGCUGCUGAGGAGCCACAUGGUCCAUCCCUGGAUUCUCCAAGCACUGACUGCCCAUCCACGCUGACCACAGCCAGGGGCCACAUCCCACUGCCUGCCCAGCAUCCAUCCAUGGAGGUGACCACCGUGUCUCCAUCUCCCGCCUCAACCACAAAAGGAGACAAUCUGUGUGAGACAGAUGUCACCACUGUGGCCAUACACAAUGUGACACUGCUCAUCUGCCUCUGUGGGCUGGCUGGGAACGGUGCUGUCAUCGGCCUCCUCAACCUGAAAAUCCCCAGCUAUGGCAUCUUUGACCUGGCUGUUGCCGAUUCCCUCUUCCUCCUCUUUGCGGUCCCCUCCGCCCUCGCCUUCCUGGUGGAGGACGUGUCCUGCUCUCCCAUCCUGCCCCUGCUGUACCUGCGUUUCCUUUUCCAGCUGUCUGUGGUCUCCUACUACUGGGGGCUGUUCCGGCUGAUGCUCAACAGCAAUGUGCAGUACGUGUACAAACUCUGGAAGCUCUGCUGGCAUUCCAACCUUCCUGAGCGACUGGUGUGGGUGGUGGAGAGUGUCCAAUAUUGGGCCUUCUUUGCUCUCUUUGCUGUCAUUCCUGCAGUGACAUUCCUGUGCCCAUCACACGAGCAGGAACACUGUCGACUGCCUCUCAUCUCCAUGUACACCAUCAUCCUGCUCCUCUUUGUUGCACCUAUAUUCUUUUCCAGCACAAUCGAUUUCAUUAAGGCCAAGCGGGGCUCCCAGCAGCAGCAACCCAAGAGGCGCGACAUCGUUAUCGUCCUCAUUCUGCUCCUCACCCUCCUCCUCAGUUUCUACAAUUUCCUGCAGCAGCUCGGUUACAUUGAUGUGCCCUCCCAGGUCAUUUUCCUGCUCACCUGCCUCCACAGCAGCAUCAAACCCUUCAUCUACUUCUUGGCAGGGAGGUGCAGGAGACCCUUCUCCGUAACGUCACUCUUGUUCUCCCUUCAGAGAAUCUUUGAGGAGCCAAAAGAAAAAACUGACCACAGUGAUGAUAACACCACAGACAAAGCAGUCUGAGCCUGUUGAUCCCUUCCACUGCUCUGCUGGAGGGCCCCAGGAGAGUGGCUGAGGGUUUCAUUGAGUCACGUGACCAAUAAAUAUCCACAGGAUCACCCUCUCCGUGGUGGUGUAUUCCUGCAGGAGCAUUGCCUUGGAUGAUUUUUUUGGCCUGCUGUGCAGGGAGCACAUUGGAGCAUGGAUUUCCUCCACCCUCCUGGAUCCACGAGGCUCCAAGCAGUGCAGCUGGGCUCAGUGCUGUUCCCCAGCUCUAUUCCCCAUGGAAUGACCCUCAUGGCCUCAGCCCCAGGGAAUGAACUCCAUCUCCUUUGGCUCAGCAGAUGAGUUUCAUGGUGCUUUCAGGGAGCUCUUGCCUGCAAAGCAUGGGACACCUUAAUCCCUGGGGACACACCCAGCAUGGGGUGGCAGUGAUUUCCCAAAUCCCUGCAGGUCUGGUGCCUCUGGAUGGCAGGUGAGGGGUUGGGAUCACAGGGAGCAUCUUUCAUUUUUUGGAAGUUUUUUUAAGCUUUGGAGUUUUUCUAGAACGAGUACUGUGUUCAUGUUGAAAGCUGUAAUGGUGAUCUCUGACCACUGCGGGGAGUCCAAGCCCGAAGCGCUGCACAAGCUCCGGGAGGGCGGGACGGAGGAGGAGCUGUGUUGGAAAAGCGGAACAUGUGGGGGAUGGAUUACCAGGGGAGUGGCUUAGCAAGCGGGUAGAAAGCCUUCUACGAUUUUGGGCAGUGUGCCUCUGGCCGUGCCUCUGGCUGCGAGUGGGCACCGAGCACUGUUCCUUUUACCUUGUCCCUUGUUAUAGUUUAAUAAACUUCUAAAAAUUUUCAGAAGCGAGGCGUCGUCUGUCACAAGAAAGAAAAAGACCACUUGAUUCAUAGGAAAAAAAAAACAAA
Passer domesticus (house sparrow) is the source of this 2061-nucleotide messenger RNA. Its product is annotated as mas-related G-protein coupled receptor member H-like. The transcript is spliced from 2 exons. Gene Ontology annotation, molecular function: G protein-coupled receptor activity. The record is from RefSeq and is a predicted model, not a curated record. NCBI's taxonomy places the organism in Eukaryota, Metazoa, Chordata, Aves, Passeriformes, Passeridae. Bases 257 to 1177 code for a protein of 306 amino acids. Gene Ontology annotation, cellular component: membrane. Gene Ontology annotation, biological process: G protein-coupled receptor signaling pathway.